Ilyonectria robusta is the source of this 1797-nucleotide messenger RNA. Its product is annotated as acyl-CoA dehydrogenase/oxidase. Bases 100 to 1380 code for a protein of 426 amino acids. The transcript has 2 exons. Gene Ontology annotation, biological process: L-leucine catabolic process. Gene Ontology annotation, molecular function: 3-methylbutanoyl-CoA dehydrogenase activity; flavin adenine dinucleotide binding. NCBI's taxonomy places the organism in Eukaryota, Fungi, Ascomycota, Sordariomycetes, Hypocreales, Nectriaceae. The record is from RefSeq and is a predicted model, not a curated record.
GGACGACCUACAACUCAGUCUGCAGGUCUUUGACUUAGGCCCAUUCUUCUUUCAUACGAGUCCAUUGAAUUCUCACCACAUCAUACGUGGCCACAGACAAUGGCAAGCUUGCGAACCUUCCGAUCCCUUGCGCGGCCUAUCGCCGCCAGGUCAUGGCGACCAGCCGUGACGCUUCCCCCAAUCCAGUCUCGCCUGCACUCGUCCAAGCACCCCAAGGGCUUUGAGGCGCCGACGGGCGAGGAGCUCGAGGAACUACGGGAGCGGGUACAAGAGUUUACGCGCCGAGAGAUCACAGAGGAGGUCGCAGCGCACACAGACAAGAGCAAUGCGUUCCCGCACGAGAUGUGGCAAAAGAUGGGCGAUGCUGGCUUCCUCGGCAUCACGGCAGACGAGGAUGUCGGCGGACUGGGUAUGGGCUACCAGGCACACUGUGUAGUCAUGGAGGAAAUCUCGCGGGCGUCUGGGUCCAUUGGCCUCAGCUACGCGGCUCACUCGCAGCUCUGCGUCAACCAGCUCCAGCUCAACGGCUCGCCGGAGCAGAAGCAGAAGUACCUGCCGGGCCUCAUCGCGGGCACGCAGGUGGGUGCCUUGGCCAUGUCUGAGUCCGGGGCCGGCAGUGAUGUGGUCAGCAUGAGGACGACGGCGCGGGCAGUGGAUGGCGGCUACGCGCUCAAUGGAUCCAAGAUGUGGAUCACCAACGGGCCCGACGCAGACUUGAUCGUGGUGUACGCGAAGACGGAGCCGGAUAAGGGCUCGAAGGGCAUCACGGCGUUUCUGGUACCAACUAAGUCCGAGGGCUUCAGCUGCGCGCGAAAGCUGGACAAGAUGGGCAUGCGCGGCAGCAACACCGGUGAGCUCAUGUUCGACUCGGUCUUUGUGCCAGCAGAGAACGUACUGGGAAAGAUAAACGGCGGCGUGCGAGUUCUAAUGGAAGGUUUGGAUCUGGAGCGGUUGGUGCUGAGCGCUGGUCCGAUCGGCCUGAUGCAGUCGGCGCUCGACGUCACGCUUCCGUUUACCCACCAGCGCAAGCAGUUUGGACAGCCCAUUGCACACAACCAGCUUGUGCAGGGCCGACUGGCUGACAUGUACACGAAACUGCAGGCGUCGCGGUCUUACACAUACGCGACGGCCAGGGCUGUGGACGAGAAUGGGCUUGUCCGCACGCAGGACUGCGCGGGUGCCAUUUUGUACGCGGCUGAGCGAGCGACGGAGUGCACGCUGGACUGUAUCCAGCUGCUAGGCGGGAUGGGUUAUGUGGAGGAAAUGCCUGCAUCACGGUUGCUUCGGGACGCCAAACUGUACGAGAUUGGUGCCGGCACUUCUGAGAUUAGACGGAUGGUGAUCGGAAGGGCAUUCAACAAGGAGUACGCGGACGCCUGAGCGAGAAUGGAUAGCAAUGGAUGCAAUGUUGAGAUACGCGGCGUGCGGCAUGGGGGCGACCGCGGAGACUACUAAAGUCCAUGGGGGCCACGGGUGAGAUUGCGGACGAAACUGAUCAUCGGUGAGCCACGGUGAGGAGGUGUUGGCGGUGUGACCAGCGUCUCACAGUCAAGGAAAUCUGUUCUGGAUCUUGUUGAGGGAAGGAUUGUGUGGAAAGGGAUAGAAUACGGGCAGUGGUAGAUACACGGUCUGAGGUAUGAAUAGUUGCUGUAGGAGAGUCCGAGAGAAGCCCUAACAAAACAACCAACCCAAGAGGACGGCACAAUCAGUCACACCUAGUCGCAGUCGCAGGUUUAGUUCAGCAAAUCAAAUCACUACGCACCACGGAAACUGCAGACCAAGCAACAGGGCCAGCAC